Messenger RNA from Colletotrichum acutatum, 1195 nucleotides. RefSeq names its product DJ-1/PfpI family protein. The record is from RefSeq and is a predicted model, not a curated record. Lineage: Eukaryota; Fungi; Ascomycota; Sordariomycetes; Glomerellales; Glomerellaceae. Gene Ontology annotation, biological process: regulation of DNA-templated transcription. The transcript is spliced from 3 exons. The coding region runs from base 157 to 999 and encodes 280 amino acids.
GUGUAAGCAUGAGAGGACGUCCGAGCCCGUGUCACGAUAUAAGCUUGCUCUUCCCCGGAUAGACGUGUCACUGUGUAGUAAAGAGAAGCAUUACUAGGUCUCUAUAUCGUUGUUGGAUCGGCCGGUAUUGACACAUUAUCGCAUUUCUUCGCCAGGAUGCUGCUCUCCCAUGCUUUGUCUCGACAUUGUAUCUCCGUGAUUGGCCUCUUGUUGGUGUAUCUCGUCGCGAUGGCCACAGCACACAAUGAAACGCAGACCUCUACCAAGGUCAGAGCGUGCAUCCCUCGCCCUUCGACGACCAGUGCAUCAUCAACUCCUACAUCCACACCAAACCCUCUUCCAAGAAACUUUGGCAUGAUCAUCAACCGGGCCUUUGAGAUGCUCGACGUCUUUGGCCCCCUCGACGCCCUCGGGCUGCUGGCCAAAAACCACCAAAUGAACUUGUAUCUCAUCUCUGAGGCAAUGGACCCCGUCAGCGUCGAGCCCGUUUCCGCUGCCAUGAAUGCAAAGAACUCGAGUUUCUUCCCCAAAAUCCUCCCAACACACACAUACGCGACAGCACCAAAGGACAUUGAAGUCCUCAUGGUCCCGGGCGGCCUCUGGACGCGCUCGCCCAACCUCAACGCCACAAUCGCCUACAUCAAGACGACCUACCCGAACCUGCGCUACCUCGUCUCCAUCUGCACCGGCGCCUCCGUCGUGGCCCGCGCCGGCGUGCUCGACGGCCGCCGCGCGACGACGAACAAGGCCUCGUGGGCGAGCACCGUCGUCCACGGGCCGCGGACCGAGUGGGUGGCGAAAGCGCGGUGGGUCGUCGACGGCAACGUGUGGACUUCGUCGGGGGUGUCUGCGGGCAUCGACGCGACGCUGGCUUUUAUCGAAGAGGUGUAUGGUGGUGAGGAGGCGGCGUCGAUUGCGGAUUUGAUGGAGUAUGAGAGGCAUACGGAUGCGAGCUGGGAUCCUUUCGCUGAGAAGUUUAAUGUUACGGAUUCGGCAUGAGAUUAAGAAUUGGAAAUUGGGUUUGUCCUUAUUCAUGAGGUGCGAGAAACUUUUGUGUGGGGAAGGGAAUUAUAACUAGAAAUGUAAUUAGACUCUGAUAAUGAGACUCUGUAAUUACCUACAACUUCUGAUGUGGACGGUGAGUCCAGCAAGUUAGGAAGGGACAUAGAAAGGGUCAAUCACUAAAGUAGAAACG